AUGCCUGGAGUUACUGUAAAAGAUGUUAACCAGCAGGAGUUUGUCAGAGCUCUGGCAGCCUUCCUCAAAAAGUCCCCGAAUGGGUGGACACAGUCAAGCUGGCCAAACGUAAAGAGCUUGCCCCAUACACAUGAGCUGCUUCCACAGCACAGCAACUGUACCUCCGUGGUGGUGCGGGGGAAGGGAGUGGGAAUGUUGGUUCCACGACCAAGAUCUACCGAGGACAGAGGACGGCAGAGAAAUGGUGUCAGGCCCAGCCACUUCAACAGAGGCUCUAAGACCGUGGCCCGCCGGGUCCUCCAAGCCCUGGAGGGGCUGAAAAAUGGUGGAAAAGGACCAAGAUGGGAGCCGCAAGCUAACACCUCAGGGACAGAGAGAUCUGAACAGGAUUGCUAG
Molecule: messenger RNA, 396 nt
Organism: Rattus norvegicus (Norway rat)
Lineage: Eukaryota; Metazoa; Chordata; Mammalia; Rodentia; Muridae
Source: RefSeq, a predicted model, not a curated record